Molecule: messenger RNA, 688 nt
Organism: Sabethes cyaneus
Lineage: Eukaryota; Metazoa; Arthropoda; Insecta; Diptera; Culicidae
Gene: Rpb7
Product: DNA-directed RNA polymerase II subunit RPB7
Exons: 3
Coding region: 103-624 (173 amino acids)
Biological process (GO): positive regulation of translational initiation; positive regulation of nuclear-transcribed mRNA poly(A) tail shortening; DNA-templated transcription
Cellular component (GO): P-body; RNA polymerase II, core complex
Molecular function (GO): single-stranded RNA binding; translation initiation factor binding; single-stranded DNA binding
Source: RefSeq, a predicted model, not a curated record
AACGCGAACGCCACGGUUAACAUCAACAGCAUAUAAGUAAAUAACGCUGCCGGGUUGUACUAUUAACAGUUUGUACCUAAUCAAUUAUAAUUAAAAACAACAAUGUUUUAUCAUAUAUCUUUGGAGCACGAAAUCCUGCUGCAUCCAAGAUACUUCGGUCCACAGCUUAUCGAAACGGUCAAGCAAAAACUGUACACAGAAGUCGAAGGGACAUGCACCGGAAAGUACGGUUUCGUGAUAGCGGUCACCACGAUCGACGACAUUGGUUCCGGUGUCAUCCAGCCAGGCCAGGGCUUCGUGGUUUACCCGGUCAAGUACAAGGCUAUCGUAUUCCGUCCCUUCAAGGGUGAAGUGCUGGAUGCGGUAGUUACACAGGUCAACAAGGUAGGAAUGUUUGCCGAAAUCGGACCCCUGUCCUGUUUCAUCUCCCAUCACUCCAUUCCGGCCGACAUGCAAUUCUGCCCGAACGGCAAUCCGCCCUGUUACAAGUCGAAAGAAGAAGACGUCGUUAUUGCGCUGGAGGAUAAAAUUCGACUGAAGAUUGUCGGUACGCGGGUGGAUGCCACUGGUAUUUUUGCUAUUGGAACUCUGAUGGACGACUUCUUAGGAUUAGCUUGCAGUUAGUCAUUUACGCUACUUGUUAGUGUGUAAACUAAUAACAUAACUUUAUUUUAUAAAAUCUUCGCCC